GCGAGCCACGCGCUGGGCAAAACCACGGAGCACUUCGCUUUUUGAGUUGACCGCUAACGACCACCGUACUGCCGAACCGGUUACGAAAUGUCAACAUAAACAAAUGUCUAAUUUCAUAACCGCUUUCAUAACUGUGUAAUUUAAAAAUGAUCUGAAUUAACCGCAUAACAGGAACCACUGACAGACCGGACUAAACUGGUCCGGGUUUAACCGCAGAUCUGCGCUUUGAACCGUUUUUGAAGUUGUUCGCCUGAAGGUGUUCGCGUUGGUCACUUCCUGCACUGUUUUGUAAUAAUGAACUUAUACAAGUCGAUAACGAAUCAGUAGGAACUGAGCUGCUGCAGAUCGGCUGGAUCUCUGACAGGAAGCAGGACUGUGCACUGCUCUCAGAACAGAGAGAACCAGGCAGGAACAAAGGAGACUUCAUCCUACAGCAAGAUCAUGACCCAGAACAUGAGAAGGACAGAACCACACGGUGGCUUCACAUGAUGAAGACCAGCACAGUCUGCACACCAAAACCACAUAGAACUGGUCUGGAAGCAAAGCCACACAUCUAAACUGCGACACUGAACUGUACAUUUCAAUUAUAUAAAAACGAGGUGGACGUUUGGAGGCAAAGACAAAGCUGUCGCAAAAAAUCAAACCCAAUCAAAGCAGGUGAGAUGUCUCAGGUGCGGCGGUCAGUGAGUGAGGCCUUGUGGGCGAUGUGUGCGGCUGACUCUGCGUCCAUGCCGGUCCACUGGUACUACGACAUCCACGACAUCAGGAAGGACUUUGGAGGCUGGAUAUCAGGCUUCCACUCGCCCAGGGACAAACACCCGUCCAGCAUCCUCAGCCUCUCCAGCACUGCCGGCAGCGGUCGGACCGCCUGGUCCUCCGGUGGGAAGCGGCCAGAUGUGGUCGGUAGCAUCAUCCUUCAUGAUAAACUGAACCUGUGGAAGUCCUCCAAAGGCUCGGUCCACUAUCAUCAAGGUCUUCAGGCUGGUGAUAACACCCUGAACGUCGUCUGUUCCCUCCGAGCGGCUCGGGCGCUCGUCGGCGGAGGUUUCACUGACGUUUCUCAGCCAAACGCUCGGGCCGCCGUGCUGUCAGACUACGUUCAGUUCCUGACCACGCCCGGGACCCACAACGACACCUACGCCGAGUCCUUCCACCGCUCGUUCUUCGCAGACUGGCAAGAGAGCAGACCGACCUCACCCCAUCACGUUCUGACGUUUGCAGAAAAACGCUCCAAACACAAGUUGAGCUCCUCGUUCCCCGACAGCCAGCUGAACGCCAUCGGCUGCCUUCCCAUGAGCCUCCCCUUCAUCCUGUUGUCGGCCUCAGCCAAUGAGGAGCAGGCUGUUUCUGCAGCAGUAGAGUUCGUGAAGCUCACCCACCCUCACCCCAACGUGCCAGAGUACGUGUCCAUCUACAGCCGGGCGCUGCACGCCGUGCUGGGCGGGGCCAGCGUCCGUCAACAGGCCGAGCACGCUCUGAGGAGACUGGACGCCUGGGACACCUGCCAGAGCUACAGCCGCAAAGCCUCCAGGUUUCCCGUGUCCUCUGAGGACAGACUGAGGGUCCAUCAGAGCGCUGUGAACUACCUCGGCCUGGCCUGCUACACUAAAGGAGCCCUGUCCAGCAUGUUCUACCUGGCUCACGAGUUUCAUGACGACCCCAGAGGAGGAAUCCUGGCAAACACCAACUGUGGAGGUGAGAACUGUAACCGUGGGGCAGCGUUGGGAGCCCUGCUGGGGGCGGGGGGGUCAUACACUGGAGCCGUCAUCCCACAGGAGUGGAAGGAUGAACUGAGAGACGCCCAGGACUUCAUCCCCGACAUCCUGAAGGACCUGGAGUGAGAACAGCACCGUCCCCUGAAGGAGAGGGGGGAACUGCAGCACUGAAAAAUAAAAAACCAGCACUAAGAGUUCCACUAAAUCUGCUCGUUUACAAGCUACAACUACAUUUUACACUUUUUAUUCCAGUUCUCUAAUUUUACUUUUUAUUUAAGAUGGACAGUCCUGUUUAUUUUCUCCUUUUUACUGUCACAGUUUUCGGUUUGUUUCUUGUUUUAAUGACCAGCUCCAGUCUCCACCUGCCUGAAAAUGAACAAAUCCACUGCGUUUGGUUUCUUUGCUCGUAUGAAAAAUAAAAUCUGUUGAGAAUC
This is a messenger RNA of Toxotes jaculatrix (banded archerfish), 2149 nucleotides long. RefSeq lists its product as uncharacterized. NCBI's taxonomy places the organism in Eukaryota, Metazoa, Chordata, Actinopteri, Toxotidae. The record is from RefSeq and is a predicted model, not a curated record. The transcript is spliced from 11 exons. Bases 663 to 1841 code for a protein of 392 amino acids.